Phragmites australis (common reed) is the source of this 1507-nucleotide messenger RNA. RefSeq lists its product as uncharacterized. Gene Ontology annotation, cellular component: eukaryotic translation initiation factor 3 complex; cytoplasm. Gene Ontology annotation, molecular function: translation initiation factor activity. The transcript has 9 exons. NCBI's taxonomy places the organism in Eukaryota, Viridiplantae, Streptophyta, Magnoliopsida, Poales, Poaceae. Gene Ontology annotation, biological process: cytoplasmic translational initiation. The record is from RefSeq and is a predicted model, not a curated record. Bases 98 to 1345 code for a protein of 415 amino acids.
UGGGUAUCGCUCCGGGUUUUAGGGUUUUCUCCUCUCGCCGCCACUUCCCGCUCCCGAUCUCCGGCGGCAGCGGCAGCAACAGCGAAGGAACAACAAGAUGGCGACGAUCGUGAACACGACGGAGGAGGAGCCGAUGCUGGCGGUGGUGCGCUUCACCGCCGAGCUCGCAUGGGCCGACGCGGGCCCGGAGGUCGCCGACCCCGAGGUCACCCGCCUCUGCAUCGAGGUGCAGGAGCACAUCCUCGCCGGCCGGUGGCUCGACAUGGCCUCCCUCAUGCUCGCCUCCGCCGACCUCCUCCUCACCUCCCCGUCGCGCGUCCCGGACAAAGAUCUCGAGUGCGUCCUGUCCGUCAUCUGCAGCCUCGUCACCAAGGCCGGAUCCGAGGACGAGGCGCUGCAGAUCACCGAGCUAAUCUGCGCCAAGCUCACCCAGCAGCCCGACGACAAGCCGGCGCUGCGCCUCAAAGUUCUCUUCAGCUUGUACAAUCUGCUCCCGAGCCCCUACGGCAAGGCAUAUAUCUAUAAGAGGGCUCUCGAGCUAGCCACCGCCGGGAAGGCUGCCGAGUUCAUCAUCCCAUCUUUCAAGAACAUCGACAACUUCGUCAGCGACUGGGGAAUUGGCAAUUUGGAGCAGAGGGAGCUGUUCCUCGCUGUCACCAGGAUCCUCAAAGACCAGAAGGGGUGCGACAAUAUGAGCAAGGAGUACUUCAACUUUCUGAACAAGUACCUCGCCACUUUCAAGGGUGAUGACUCCGAUGCGAUAGAUGAUGCAAAGCAAGAGGCUGUUGCGGCAAUCAUUGAGUUUGUGAAGUCGUCUAGUCUCUUUCAGUGUGAUCUGCUCAAUAUGCCAGCUGUUGCACAGCUUGAGAAGGAUGAAAAGUACCAAAUGGUUUAUGAGCUUUUAAAGAUAUUCCUUACUCAGAGGCUCGAUUCCUAUUUAGAGUUUCAGACUGCUAACACUACCUUGCUGAAAGAUUAUGGACUGGUUCAUGAGGAAUGCAUAACCAAAAUGCGGCUGAUGUCUUUGCUUGAUCUGAGCAGCCGUUGCUCUGGCGAGAUCCCUUAUUCUGCAAUCAUAGAUACACUUAAGAUCAAUGAUGAUGAGGUGGAGUCUUGGAUUGUGAAAGCAAUUUCAUGCAAGAUAUUGGAUUGUAAAGUUGAUCAGCUUAAUCAGACUGUCAUCGCCAGUCGGCAUACUGAGAGGAUCUUUGGGAUGCCACAAUGGCAGGGUCUGCGCACAAAGCUUGGAGUUUGUAGGGGAAACAUUGCUAGUGCUAUCAGCACAAUCCAAGCCAGCAAGGUGACUGAAGAGGUACAGGGGAUGCGAGGCUUGAUGAUCAGCUGAUUGAAGAGGAGCUCCUGAACUGAGAUUAUAGCUUGGGAGAUUAGAUGGGCAAUCUUUUUGUAUGAGUAGUUGUAAUGUGAGUUACUUAGAUCCCGUGAUCAUGCUGACUAGAUCUGGGUUGCAAUGGCAUGGCAAGCAAUAUAAAGCCAAUACGUUUGUUUA